AUGACUGAACGAAUAACCCUUAAAAUUAUCGUUCUUGGAGAUUCAUUUGUUGGAAAAACAUCAUUAAUUAAUCAGUUUGUUAAUAGGAAAUAUUCUAGUGAAUACAAAUCGACUAUUGGGGUUGAUUUAUCAACUAAAGCGAUGUCAGUUAAAGAUCAGUUAGUAUCCUUACAAAUAUGGGACCCAAGUGGAACUGAACGAUUUCGGUGUAUUAGUGACAGUUUUUUUAGAGGGACUGAUGGAUGUGUAUUAGUUUGUUCAGUGACAUCAAUAGAAUCAUUUAAUAGUUUUGAAAGUUGGAUGAAUGAUAUAACAAAUCAUAUUGGAUAUAAUGUUCCAUUUGUUGCAGUAGCAAAUAAAAGUGAUUUAGAUCCAAUAGAAUGGCAAGUAACAUCAAACAGAUUAGAUACGUGGUGUAAAAAGAAAAAUAUUCCAUCAUUUUUUGUAAGUGCAAAAGAUGCAUCAAAUGUUGAAAAUGCAUUUGUUAGAUUAUGUGAAGAUGUUUUAAUUAACAAUUCUACUAAACAAAGUACUGUUGAAAUUAGUCAAAUUAAUUUAAAUCAAAUUAAACAAAACAAUCAAAAUUUAUCGAAUCAAAAAGACUCAUGUUGUUAG
Molecule: messenger RNA, 615 nt
Organism: Entamoeba dispar SAW760
Lineage: Eukaryota; Evosea; Mastigamoebida; Endamoebidae
Exons: 1
Coding region: 1-615 (204 amino acids)
Biological process (GO): phagosome-lysosome fusion
Cellular component (GO): lysosome; late endosome; phagocytic vesicle
Molecular function (GO): GTP binding; GTPase activity
Source: RefSeq, a predicted model, not a curated record